This is a messenger RNA of Haemonchus placei, 351 nucleotides long. The record is from the annotation of a GenBank genome assembly. Lineage: Eukaryota; Metazoa; Nematoda; Chromadorea; Rhabditida; Trichostrongylidae.
AUGCGGGGAAGAUCAUAUAACCUGUCCACGGCUGAGUUGCUGGCAGUGACGGAUGGUGUGGUGGAUAGCGAUGUGGACUUCGGGCUGGGACGGACGGGAUGGUGUAGUGAUUCGGAUACGGGAGGGGCUGCUGUUUUUGCAGUUUAUGCUACCACCUCCAGAUUGGCUCCAUAUCGCACCAGGGCCAAAGCAAUGAGCCAGAGGGGUGGAGGAGGACGACUAAACUGGCCUGGCCACCCACCUAGUCGUAUUCCAUCUCCGGGCACACUUGGUACCAGCGCCACUGCACCGUACAACGCAUACUUCCACAUCUCGCUCACUCCUACGACUGAUACCAAAAACGUCUGUUAA